Pararge aegeria (speckled wood butterfly) is the source of this 2642-nucleotide messenger RNA. RefSeq names its product facilitated trehalose transporter Tret1-like (gene st4). Lineage: Eukaryota; Metazoa; Arthropoda; Insecta; Lepidoptera; Nymphalidae. Gene Ontology annotation, molecular function: sugar transmembrane transporter activity. The record is from RefSeq and is a predicted model, not a curated record. Bases 110 to 1726 code for a protein of 538 amino acids. Gene Ontology annotation, cellular component: membrane. The transcript has 7 exons. Gene Ontology annotation, biological process: carbohydrate transport; transmembrane transport.
GUGCCGAGAUUUGCGCCUUAUUUCUAUAUAUGUAACGCUGUUUAUAUAUAUUUCUAUAAAUAAUAUAUUAAAAAAACUGUUUUCUAUGACGUUAAGUUAAAAGUUUUGUAUGUUUGUGUUCAACAAAAGUGUUACAAUGGAUGACCCAACGACAACGUUGGACGCGGAGGCAGGCGCGUCGCACACUGAGCUGGACAACAAGAACGGCCACUCGCUCCACUCCAAGGUGCUGAAAAGGCUGGAGACAGUUCCGGACAUCAAGAGAGACACAUCGGGCAUCACCACCCAGUACAUCGCCACUGGCAUAGUGAACUUGGGAGCGUUUGCGACCGGGGUCUGCGUUGCGUGGUCAUCGUCAGCCCUUCCCUUGUAUCUCACAAAUACAACUAUCCUAGAAGAAGACUUUCAAGCGUUCAACGGUACUCACUCCAAAAUUGGGGUUACACCGAGAGGGUCUUGGGUGGUGUCCCUGCUUUGCCUGGGGGCGCUGUUCGGUGCAGUACCGUCAGGUCUGAUAUCGGAGCACUUCGGUAGAAAGAAGACCUUACUCUACUUGGCCUUGCCAUUGCUGGUUUCCUGGAUAUUGGUGGCUUCUAGUCCAAACGUGUACGGACUAUACGUGGGCCGCUUCGUGGGCGGCGUAGCCGUGGGCGCCUUUAGCGUGAGCGUCCCGCCCUACGUCGAAGAUAUAGCGGAGUCACAUCUGCUACCAGCUCUAGCCAACUUCUACCAUGUGCUGUUCGCUUGUGGAUUACUAUUCGGCUACAUAAUUGGUAUGGUCCAGAACCUAUCCUGGCUUGCAGUUCUCUGCGUUACCAUACCCGUUGCGUUCUUCAUCGCCUUCAUCUUCCUGCCAGAGUCCCCAGCUUAUCUCUUGUCACAAGGGAAAUCCAGCGAAGCCAAAUCAGCGCUAAGAUACUUCCGAGGAAUUGACAACGACGUGGACGGAGAACUUAAAGCGAUAAGGGAAACGUUAAGGAACUUCGCGAAAAACAGAGUGACGUUCAAGCAAUUGUUCACCACGAAGGCGACUGUCAAAGCGCUGGUUGUCUCUUUCGGACUCAUGAUCUUCCAGCAGUUGAGUGGCAUAUACCCCGUCCUCUUCUACUCUGAAAUGAUCUUCUGCUCUUUCGCAAAUCCUUUAUACGACCGAGAAGCUACUUACAUCCCGAGUAUUAUUCUUGGUUUCUGCUUAGUUUCUUCUACUUAUUUUUCAACAAUGUUUCUGAAAAGAAUGAGGAGAAGAGUUCUGCUUCUGUGUUCUUUCACGGGAAUGGCGCUAAGUUUGGGAAGUUUGGCUAUUUAUUACCAAUUGAAAGCGUCGAAUUUGUCCACAAGUAAGACAUGGAUACCUGUGUUGGCUUUAUGCAUUUUUGUGUCGGUUUAUGCCGCUGGGGCUGGACCUAUUCCAUGGUUAAUGCUCAGAGAGAUUUUCCCCCCGAAUGUUAGGAGGCGGGCGACUGCCAUAACAGCGGGUUUCCACUGGUUCCUAGCCUUCGGUGUCACUAAAUUGUACCAGAAUUUGGAGAAGAUGGUACAAGCUGGCUGGGUGCUAUGGAACUUCGCAGUCAUAUGUGUCAUUGGCACUAUAUUUAUCUACUUUUUCGUUCCUGAAACUAAGGGUAGGACGCUGGAAGAGAUUCAGAAUGAACUAAAUGGGAUUCAUAAAAGGAGGGCGCAUAGACAUGUUAUUCAAGUAGAGACUAUUGCGGUUGCUUCUUCAUAAUUAUAGUUAGUACUGUUUCUCACGAGUUGUUUGUUUAGAUACAGCAAACUGUUUGUUAAACAUACCUGGAGCCUUUCACUAUGACACAGCGUGACGUUAAACUUGGAAGAGCUAUCGCAGAGUAAAUAUAAAAUAGAUGCUAAAUGGUGUACCAACUAGAAAUCAUAAAAUAAUUAUUGGCUAGAAGUAACCGUUACUUUGUGGAAUUACUAUGAAAAGUAAUAAUUUAAUUUAUAAUAUUGGUCAAAACCUGGCAAGUAUAUUCCGUACUCUCGCCCGUAGCACGGCGUAGUACAGUACUUUUCCUCAAUAGUGUGCGGAAAUUCAGACUAAGUAGUACCUAGGUAGAACUCUUUUUUUAAUGGCUAACAACGAAAGAUAAUAAUUUUACCCGUAAGCUGUCUAUUUGCAAUUUUAGUAAAACCUUUGAUAAGUUACGUCCUUGGUGGCCACGCUUCAGAGUAACAGAUCGUUCCAUUUUUAAUUUACAUGACAGAUAUGAGUUUACUAUGUAAUAUAUUUGGCCGCUAAACUGCGACAAAUAUAGAUUUCCAUACAAUUUUCGGCGACCGCUGCUUGCAUGUAUUUGGCCAGUAGAGCAAUGUCGAUUUAUUUAGAAGAAGGUUGUCAAAAUGAUGCUCAAAGCCUUCUUAUUGCUUUACUGUGCUUUAUUAUGAGUUGAGGUUCAUUGAGCAACACAAAGUUCUUAGGAGGUGUAAGUCUAAUAUAACCUCACCAAUCCUCCUAACAGCCUCUCCACUGAGAGAGAAAGAGUGGUUGAAUAACGAGUUACGCAUUAUAUGUGUAUAAAAAAUGGUAAAAAUGUAUGGAAUUAAUAUUUACUUACAUAACUACAAAACGAACCGUUUAACAUUUAAGAGUAGAUUGUUUUUUUUUUGUACAAAUCCUAAUUUUU